AUGCUGUUUCACCUUGUUCCUUGCAGUCAGGACAGUUCAAUGAGGACAUGAUCCCCACGGUGGGUUUCAACAUGAGGAAGAUCACCAAAGGGAACGUUACCAUAAAGCUCUGGGACAUCGGGGGGCAGCCACGGUUCCGCAGCAUGUGGGAGCGAUACUGCCGCGGAGUGAGUGCCAUUGUGUACAUGGUGGAUGCUGCUGACCAGGAGAAGAUAGAGGCCUCCAAGAACGAACUGCACAACCUGCUUGACAAGCCGCAGCUCCAGGGCAUCCCGGUCCUCGUCCUGGGGAACAAGCGGGACCUGCCCGGUGCCUUGGAUGAGAAGGAGCUCAUUGAGAAGAUGAACCUCUCUGCCAUCCAGGACCGAGAGAUCUGUUGCUAUUCCAUCUCCUGCAAAGAAAAGGACAACAUUGACAUCACCCUACAGUGGCUUAUCCAGCACUCGAAGUCCAGGCGAAGCUGAGGUCCCGCGGGCCUGGCUCGGAUUGGGAAGAUGCCAUUGUACAAGCCCGUGCCCCUCUCUCCUGCUCUGUCCCUCCAGCUCUCUCUCUAGAUGGGUAUUUUUAGGGGACCCCAGACUCUGCUCACAUUGGGGCAGAGUCCUUGUUUUUAUUGUAAAGGAGAUGUCUGACUGCCCUCCUCUUCCCCUCUCCUCUCCUCCCCCCUCUCUUCCUCCAUUUUGGCACUGUUCUGUUGUUGUCUGUGUAUACAGUAUAUAUAUAUGUAUAUAUAUUUUAAUUUUUUAAUUUAAGGGAUAGUGCUGUUAUUAAAUUGGGCCCUGUGAGCGGUAGGAAAGCUGGGGCUCCCCAAGGUCAGCCAAUGGGUCAGCGCUGGGAGGAGGAGGAGGGUGGUAGCAGAAGGCAGCCCUUGGGGAUGGGGCUGUGCCAGCUGCAGGGCACAGGGCAGGUCCCCUGGGGCUCUGUCUUCCCUUCCCUGGGUGUCCUGCUGCUGCCUCCAGGCAGAGACCACCCUGGGGGUGUCAGGGGUGCCCACCUUGCCCUGCCUGCCUCGGGUGUGGCAGGGGGAGGGCGUGUCAAUGCCACCAUAGGCUCCUCACCCCUCCAGGGGACAGGGAUUAACCACAAGCCACUGCCAUCAUCCUCCUCCUACUGCCUCCUCUUCCCCAUCUGCCCUCUGGGGCCCAGGGCCACUUGUCCCCCGGCCCCACGUGUCCCCCGCUCUUGUGCCUGGGCCGAAUCCUGCCCACUGCCCAGUCUGGCUGCUCAGGGGAUGAUCUGGGGCACUGGUACCAGUGCUGGGGGCCCAGCAAUGCCAGCAGCCCCUGGGGGAGCUGGGGGCUGGCACCUGCCUCCCCCCUGCCCAGGGCUGGCUCAGCCCCAUGGAACCUCUCAGGACAGCUGUGCUGGCUCCCCACGUGCCAAGUGGCAUCGCCUGUGCCCAGCUGGGGCUGCUGGCUCUGCCCUGGCCAGGGACAUCCCUUGGGAUGCCAGAGAGGGGGGGACACAUGAAGGCACCUGGAGACACGCUCAGAGCAUCUGUGCACCCUCAGUGCUGCUCACCAGAGCCAGGGGCUGUGUGCUGUGCCUGCUCCCCAUUCCCUGCUCCCCAUGCUUGCACUGCAGUCCUGCUCCUCGUGCUCUGCUCCCUGGGCCUGCUCCCCAUGCCCUGCUCCCCAUUCCCUGCUCCCCAUGCCACCCCCUGCCCUGCUGCCCUGGCUGGGAGGCACGGGAGCCUUGGGGCAAGGGGCAGCAGCUGGUCAGGUGUGUGUCUGCGCAGGAUGGAGGACUGUGGUGGUCCUGUGCCAUGUCUGUGCCAUUGGCUGGGGCUCUGAGGUGCAGCCUGGGGGCCUGGCCAGGUUGUUUGGGGCCAGUUUUGGGGGGCUGGGCUGGCACUGGAGGGAGGGUGUGCAGGGGGAAGCAGCUGCCGGUCCCAGCACAGGGCUGGGGCAUAGGGUGGGGAUGGCCAGGGGGCUGCAGGGCCCCUCUCAGCCUCUUCCCACUCAGCUCCAGAGUGUCAGGCCAGGAACUUACCUUCUGUUCUUGUUUUUGCAGAAUUGCACAAAGAGAGGUUUCUUUUAAUUUUUUGUUUUUUGUUUUUUUUUUAAUUUAAUGACUUGUAAAGUGUUGUCGCCCCCCCCACCCCCCCUCUUUUUUUUUUUGUAAGAGAUAUUUUGACUCGGAUUUGACCUCUGUUGGGAAAUGAUUCUUGUAACUGUACAAUUUUUUUGCCUCCUAAUAAUAAAUUAACAAUUUUGCGUUG
Parus major (Great Tit) is the source of this 2221-nucleotide messenger RNA. It is a transcript of the gene ARL8A, whose product is annotated as ADP ribosylation factor like GTPase 8A. Gene Ontology annotation, biological process: anterograde axonal transport; protein transport. Gene Ontology annotation, cellular component: lysosomal membrane. The transcript has 6 exons. Gene Ontology annotation, molecular function: GTPase activity; GTP binding. The record is from RefSeq and is a predicted model, not a curated record. Lineage: Eukaryota; Metazoa; Chordata; Aves; Passeriformes; Paridae. The coding region runs from base 48 to 464 and encodes 138 amino acids.